This is a messenger RNA of Mytilus trossulus (common blue mussel), 2401 nucleotides long. RefSeq lists its product as uncharacterized. The transcript has 6 exons. Bases 564 to 2240 code for a protein of 558 amino acids. Lineage: Eukaryota; Metazoa; Mollusca; Bivalvia; Mytilida; Mytilidae. The record is from RefSeq and is a predicted model, not a curated record.
UAUCUAAGUGACUAAGUACAAAAGAGAUGAUAGUAUGUUUACAAGAGAGAUUACCCUGUCAUCACGACAAAAGAUUGAAGAUUGAAGAUUUUAUCUGAAAAGCUUCCUCGGGAAGUCGUCAUUUCCGGAUUUUUUAGUUCCUUUAUUUGGAUGUUAUAAAUUUUUAACAGUAUUUUAAAAAGGUUAUUAUUUUGAAACAGAGUGGCGUACUACAUCCUAUAAAUAUGUCAAAUUUCACUUCCGCGUUUUACGAUUUCCGUGUUUUAGUGUAAACAAUAGUUUAAUCAGACUUUUGGAUGCUGAGGUCGGAAUAUGUGUGCCCACUAAAACAUUAUCCUCGUUGAAUGAAUCAUAAGUACGACAAUACACGAACAGAUAUGUACCAGCUUUCAUAAUGGUCACUGAUGGUUAUCUUGAUAAGAUGGACAGAAAAGGGAUCAAUAUUUACAAUGUAUAAACCAUUUUGAAAGCCAUGAAAAAGAUGUCUAGGUUUUUACAACUUCGAAGAUUAUCGUCUUUCUGGUAGACUUUAAGUUUGUACAAGGAAUAAAGAAGAGUUUACCAUGGCAUCUUUUUCUGUAGAGGAAGAAAACUAUGUUCGAAUGAGUUUGUUACUGACAGGAGUUUCUCCACGUGCUGUAAGAACUCUUUUUGAUUUUGAGUUUGCUCCUGCAUUAUUAAAUACCUCAUUGAAGAAAGAGCUUAAAAAACUAACUGAAUUGAAAAGGGUACAUAGAAUCAACCAAUCACAGUGGAACCUCCUGUUUCCAAGAUGUCCUGAUGUUCCAGAUUCUAAAACUUUUGAUGUGACCCUGAUGACUACCUUACUGAGGAACUUGACUCCAAUGAAUCCUCCAUCUUGUGGAUUUGACCGUUUACCUGCUGCUAUGGAGACCACAUCAGCUGCAGAUUUGGCAAGAAUCAAAUAUUACAGGAAUUACUUAGCUCAUCUGGAUGAUAGCAAAGUUGAUAUUAAUCACUUUAAAACAGCAUGGAAUGAUAUGUCUGAUGCCAUUGAAAGAUUAGGCGGGAAGCAAAUGAAGCAGGAGUGUGAUGAUAUGAAAACCAAACCAUUAGAUCAAACAAACCAAGAAAUAAUAAAAGACAUUAAGCAUUCGAAUAAUGAAAUCCGUGAGCUGAAAGAAUUAUUUGAAAAACUGAAGCUGUCUCAUACUGAAAUAAUAAAAUCCAAUGAAUUACUUGAAGAAAACCAUGCAGUAGUGACAAAAGAAAUGGAAGAAAUAAAGAACUCACUGAAUGAUCCUAUACCUAUGAAUAUUAGAGAUCAAAUAAAAAAACAAAUAGAAGAUUGGAAAAAGAAAGAUAAGAUGUUUGUGUCUACGAGAGCCAGUGAUUAUGUCCUACAAUGUUUACAUGACAACAGUUGUGUGACUUUAACUGGUCCAUUAGGAGUUGGGAAAUCAUUUAUUGCAAGACACACAGCACUAGUUUUACAGAAGGAAGGAUACAAAAUAAUCCCUGUGACAAAACCCGAUGAUAUUGAAAAUUAUCAUCAACCUGAUAAACAUAUAGUCUUUGUGGUAGAUGAUAUUUUGGGAAAUUUUACUGCCAACGAUCAUUCUAUUGAGAGCUGGAAACAACUUUUACCUACAAUUGAUAACGUUAUUGCAGACAAAUAUUGUAAGAUUAUUGUAUCUUGUAGGUUGCAAAUCUAUAAAGAUGAUAGGUUUAAUAUAUUAACACCUUUUAAAUCCUGUGAAUGUAACUUAAUAUCAGAUAAGUUUAGUCUUACAAUUGAGGAAAAAAAUAUCAUAGCAAAUAAAUAUAUGGGUACAAGUUUGGACAAUAUUGAUAAAUUAUCACAAAAAUGUGAAUUCUUUCCACUUUUAUGCUAUUUACAUCAUAAGAGGGGAAUUGGAGAUGUUAAUGAAUAUUUCAUAAAUCCAUUUGAAGUCUAUAGAAAUGAAUUAGACAGUUUAAGGAGGCAUGGUGAUGAAGGGAACUAUAAAAUAUGUGGUCUGGCUUUAUUAUGUGUUCACUUUGGUAAUCAUUUGGAAGAAAACUGGUUCAGAGGGAAAAUGACAGAUGCACAAAAACCAUUCAUAGAAGAAACAUGCAAUACAUAUGAAAUCAGCAGAAGUACAUCAAAGGUAAAACUGAAGAAAGCACUUGACACCCUAGAUGGUACUUUUAUACAUAAACGCAAUGGCAUUUAUAGUACUGUACAUGAUGAAUUGUUUGACUUCCUUUCUGAAUACUUCAAAAUGAUUGAUUGUUGAAAGAUCAUGGUGAGUGUGAUUUAGUACUUGAUGUUUUUUCCAAGCAUGCAUCUCCAGUUAACAAGGUUUUUCAAUGUAAAUAGACAUUAUUAUUGAAAAGCUAAUAGUAAUAGAAUAAAUGUAUAGAAAUUAUGUAAUGCAAAAUAAAAAUGUUAUUUUCA